AUGGAUGCAGAGCAGCUGAAAACGUGUCACCGUGAAAUUGGUCACAUUGUGUUUGAUGCUAAUGAGAAGAUUACUACACGACGAAUUAGUAACACGUGGAGUUUGGAUAGUAAACAGUCUUUAGAAAUCCUACAGAAAUGGGUUGAACAGCAGAAAGAUGGAAAACAGCUUUCGUUCGAGUACGUCAUUCGUGGGAUCGAUAAAAAUGGAAACGUUUUUAUCACUUUAGCAAAUGAGCAGAAGACGGAAAAAGUGUGUCAAAUGUAUCCAAAGUGCUCGAAAAUAUUGUAUUCCGCGGAGAUCGCGUCGGACGUCAGGCCGUUGAUUGUAUCGAAUGAUAACGAGUUCAGUGCUAUGAAUAUACGGUUGAAUUCUGAAAAACGUCAGCUUGAUCAAAGUGCCUCACAACCAGCUCAAACCCAACCUCCAGCCCCAGUGAAACAGGACCCGAAACCAGCCAAACCGAACAUGUUUUCGAUGGCCAGUAAACCUCCGGUGAAGGAGGAAAAACGUUCACCACCGUCAACGCCGGCAGUUGUGAAACCGGAACCGAAAGCGGCAUCACCAACAAAACCUUCACCGAAAAAAGAGACAAAGAAAUCCGUCACUACCGGGAAGGGUGCUAUUUCAUCAUUUUUCUCCUCCAAACCUUCACAAGCUUCUGUCUCAAAAGCUCCCAUCAAACAGGAACCACAAUCUCCCGCUCCGACUGCUGCAGAAAAAAAGGAAAAGGAAACGAAACCGGAACCAACGAAAGAGGUGGAAAAAACACGCAAAAGAACUAUCACCGAUGAUGAGGCUACGGAGGAAGAUGAGGAUGUUAUACCCAACACGCCCCAGGAGGGGAAGAAGCGAAGCGAUAGCAAAAAGCGUACUAGCAAACCAAUGUUACAGCGCAAAAAGCCAUCCAACCCGUCGAAAAAAUCUCGCAUCCUGCAAAUUUGCGAUUCAUCCAGCGAAGAGGAAAUGGAUGGGAAGGAAGCGGCCGAGCAGCGAAGGGAGCGUUUGGUCGAGUUUGAUGAGGAAAUGGCUGAACCGGCGACAGAGCAGGAAGCAGUCCGGAAGUCGCUUUCACCGGAGAAGCCCGUCGAGAAUGAUUCGAACAGCGUGAACCGUAAUCGAGGCAAGGUUAAGAAGCUGAUCACUAAAACGUACACUGAUGAGAAGGGCUAUUUGAUCACCGUUAAGGACUACGAAAUGGUAUCGGAGGAUGAGUCGGCGGCUAAUGGAAUGGAAAUAGACACCGGUACACCAGUGGUCACAAAGGCUAAAGCAACGCCAAGCCAAGGGAAAGCGUCCUCCGGAGGGAAGAAGGAAACACCACCAACACCGAAAACAAAGCAAGGUUCAAUUAUGAGCUUUUUUGCGAAGAAGUAA
Messenger RNA from Anopheles marshallii, 1377 nucleotides. It is a transcript of the gene PolD3, whose product is annotated as DNA polymerase delta subunit 3. Bases 1 to 1377 code for a protein of 458 amino acids. The transcript is spliced from 4 exons. The record is from RefSeq and is a predicted model, not a curated record. Gene Ontology annotation, cellular component: delta DNA polymerase complex; nucleus. Gene Ontology annotation, molecular function: DNA-directed DNA polymerase activity. NCBI's taxonomy places the organism in Eukaryota, Metazoa, Arthropoda, Insecta, Diptera, Culicidae. Gene Ontology annotation, biological process: DNA replication; DNA synthesis involved in UV-damage excision repair; DNA strand elongation involved in DNA replication.